AUGAGACGGAAUGCAGCAGCAAUGGAAAUUAUUUUACGGCAUGAUAAGGCACUCCCAGAAGGCGAGGCCUUAUGCAUAAGGGGUUUACGACUUGCUGCAAGGCAUGCCCCUGUAGACGAAGCAGACUGCCCAGAGUUGGUGGAAUCUGUAGCCUUUAGAGGUAUUAGGCUCAACUCAGGACAUUCGCAACCUUACGGACUUGCUCUUACUCCAGCAACGGAGGCAGACAGAGAUGAGAGACGAAACAGAGCAGCAGCAGGAAUCUCCCAAAACGUGCCCGUCAAUAUGCCUGCUGCAGCCUCCGUAGACUGCUGGAACUGCUCUGUCCACAAAUUGUAUGCUGUAAUCGCUCUAGCUCUUCUCGUGCUUCCAGACGACAUUGAAAAAAUCGUAAUGCAAGUUCUGGACGACUUGCUGAGGGACAAGGAGUAUGAUGAACAGCAGGCGUCUGACUGGACCGACAGAAUCUGUGACAACUGCAUGCGACGUCUUUCGGAACUGAAGCGGCCCUACAAAUAUGUAGUGCACGCAAACCUCGCACAGCAGGGGACCGGAUCCCUCCACCUUGCAUCUGCUGGUACACUCUGCUCUAACUCUGACGCAAUCGUUCCUCUUGGUGUUGUUGUUGCUACAGGCGUCGUUAGCUGCAUUUGGCCAGAGGAACGGAUACAUGACAGAGCAUCUCGUGGAGUUAAGGCUGCAGUGAGGGUCUUCGGGUUCGCAUUUUAG
Molecule: messenger RNA, 729 nt
Organism: Cyclospora cayetanensis
Lineage: Eukaryota; Apicomplexa; Conoidasida; Eucoccidiorida; Eimeriidae
Exons: 8
Coding region: 1-729 (242 amino acids)
Biological process (GO): microtubule-based movement
Cellular component (GO): cytoplasm; cytoplasmic dynein complex
Molecular function (GO): dynein intermediate chain binding
Source: RefSeq, a predicted model, not a curated record